Schistosoma spindalis is the source of this 2045-nucleotide messenger RNA. NCBI's taxonomy places the organism in Eukaryota, Metazoa, Platyhelminthes, Trematoda, Strigeidida, Schistosomatidae. The record is from the annotation of a GenBank genome assembly.
AAAACAUCUAAAUCUGCGGUGGAUUUAGAUUUUUGCGGUGUUUUUUCGCGUGGGUUUGUUUCAAGUUCUUCGCAGAGUACAGGCGGUUUUUUAAAAACAAGCGAAAGACCAAUAAUUCUUAAAUGUCAGACGCGGCAUCUGAAUACGCAUGUUAUAUUCUAAAUAAGUAUUUUGGUGAAGCUGCCACAGUAAGCACACAUAUUCUGUGUGUUAAAGGUUCAUCAAGUUUGUCGGAAAUUUUAAGGGAUUCUCACAAAAAGUUACACUCAAGCCGAGUUUGCAAAUGCCUUAUUUCACUUAUCAGACAUUCCAUGUUAACUAUACAGAAAGAUCAGAUAUUAAAAUACAGUUUAAAUUAUGAACGAAUAUUUUUUGUGCCAAGACUUCCAUUGUUUUGUAAACUCGUGUUUCAUUACUAUGGCAAGGUUGCUGAGCAGGCUAUGAUUUAUUUCUCUAUGUUUGGGCGUGGAUCUUUAAGUGAUCUGUUAGUGCAUUGUGUUAAAAAGCAUCUUCAUAAUAAACUCCCUCUAGAAGAACAACACAGCUAUGUUGAGGCUUUAGGAACCACUGUGACUACUCUUGUUAAAACCAAUGUCCUUCAAAUUGUAAAUCCGAAGCUGUGGUCAGUUGAAUCUAACAAGGAAACUAAUGUAUCGACUGUACCUUCUCGAACAGCUGAAGCACCUGUACACGUCAAUGUCUCGGAAUCUGAAAUGCAAAUGCCAAAGGACGAUAUAUGUGAGGCAUUACAUAAUUACAUUUCCAGUGGAUUUGUUAACUGGCCUAUUGCAAAUGAAAGAAAUAAUGAACCAGUGCGUAAACGCGUAAAACGUUAUGACGAAUCAUCCGAGUUAGUGAAAUCUCUUAAAUUGGUGGUCUGUCCAAAUAUUCAAACAUUAGAGACAAUGUGGAGAGAUCGAUUGAUAUGUCAGUUGGCAAGUGAAAAACUUGGUGGAAUAUGCGGUGAUAUUCUUUCACAUUUAUUAUGUAUUGCUACAGCUGCCAAUAGGGGCACAGGAAUCACUUCUCCAGAGUCAGGAGCUGUUUCACGUUCAGAGCUUUUGCGAAGUAUGCGAACUGUACCGGAUCAUAUAUCCUCGUACAUAUCUUUACUGAUAGAUGAUGAGGUGAAAUUUCUUUUACAACAACCUGGAUUAGCCGGUUACAUGUACACAUGUCCUUACAAAUACGUCAUUAAACAACUAUUUAUCAAAAAUGUAGAGUAUAUCAUACAAGUCCUCUUUGAAAGUAAUGGGUUACGUAUUUUCCGAUUUCUUCUGCUUUCUGGACCUUCAAAUUUAGAAGAGAUUGAGCGAAGAGUAUUGCUUCCCCAAAGUGAUUUCCGACGAAUACUACCACGUAUGGUAUCUAUGGGACUUAUUACAACAACUGAACUAUCGCGAACGAAGGAAUACACAGCAGACACUAUCUUUUGUUUGUAUUCCAUCAAUUUGUUGCAAGUUGCUCGAUUGGUAAUUGAACUUUCACAAUACGAGGUUUUUCGUAUCUCUUUGCGUCGUGAUUAUGAAUUUUCACAGAAAAGUCGUCUAAUCGAACAGCGUUACCGUAUUGAGUCUCUUAUCCUGCAACAUCAGACUAAGUUGAAUGAAUACAACGAAUCCUCGUCUAGUGUAUCUCUUAAUGAUUCGAAUGAGUCUGAAUCACAACACAAAGAAAGUAUAGAAUCUUUAAAAUCUUCAAUAACACCUGCUGAACUGCAUAAAUUAACAGUUUUAUCAGAUAAAUUAUCUAAGUUAAUUAACUGUGAAUACAAAUGUCAUACAGCAUGGUUUGUAGCUGAUCUUUUUCUUCGUUUACAUUCUUGAUUACAUUAAACGUAAAAGUCUAUGUUCUCCAGUUGUAUGUAAAUAAUUCUUAUGCUGUGUUACCCAAGGUUUCGUGAUAUAUAGAAUAUAAAUGAAUCUUUUAAUGUUUUCAUAAUCUCAAAAUAUAUAUUACUGUUUUAGGAAAUGACGUUUUGGUUUACCAUCUCUUUUGUAACGGGUACAUUGUAUUUAUUCAAAUAAAGCAUUAAAGUAACUGUG